UCUUCAUCUCUGUCUCCGUCUUCCUCAGAGUGCGUGUAUCUAAGUACUACUCAGCUAUCAUGGACAGUCACAAAGCGAGCGUCAGCUUAACUGAUAGCGAUUCAGACGGCAAGCAGUUAUUUCCCCUUCCUUCCAAGGAAAAGCAUACAAGCGCUAAAAGAAAAUCAAACGAUGAGAAAAAAGAGGAGUCCACCAAAAGAGCAAAGAAUUUCGAGUAUAAUUUUUCUGAUCCGACAGAAGAGAAAAAGCUCAUACCCCCAAUAAGCGCUUACCUAGGAAAAGGGAUUAACAUCAGCAUCAAGGAAUACAGAAAGUCCUAUUAUCUUGCUUUCCAAAAGAAUGUUGGAGAUGAAACAAAGAACAGAUUCAACAUGAAUCUUGACCAAUUGGGAGCUUUAAAAAAAGCUAUAAAUGUGUUUGCAGAACAUAUAAAGAAAAAUUGACAUUCACGAGUUAAAUGAAAAUUUUGUAAAAAAAUUGAACUAACUUGACAAUUUUCCCUAUAUUCAUCUUCUUAGAAUGUCGUUUAAUAGAAUAGAAUCAAGUUUUAGAGGUUAUAUUUCAGCUUACCGACACUCUCCGAUACACUCUGAUCCCUACAACUUAUAUAACGAAAUUCGAGAAAACAUUUUCUUACUCUUAUUAGAGCAAAACCUACCUUUCCGUCUUUUAAUAUGCAUAAGCAUUGAAUUUAUUAAAGAUACUCAUCCUGACAAUUUACUGCAAAACGCUUACUUCUGUUCAUUUGCUGAACGCAUAAUAUCAUAUAACCAAGUAAAAAGUAAAGUUAAAAGCUGUUUUCAGAAAAUAUUCAAUUCCAUUGAAACAUAUAUCCAAAACGGUAGUGGUUGGGUUAUUAAUAAAAUUAACUUUUUAGAUGUUAAUAUCGGACAGUACAGAGAACCGCGGGGAGGUUGCGGUAAUAUAAAAUUACCUGACUGUUUAAAAAAAAAAAGAACUCUUCUAAAUAUACGUUGCGAUGAUCACAAAUGCUUCAUAUAUAGUUGCUUAGCUCAUCUCUUUCCUCCUGAAAAAAAUUCUAAUGCUCCAAGCAGUUACCAAAAUAAACUAAAAUACUUAAAAUUGAAAAAUGUAACCUUCCCCAUGAAACUCUCUAACAUAAAGCAUUUUGAAAGUAUCAACAGCUUAAAGAUAAAUAUUUUUACUUAUGACAAAGAAGUUUUCCCCAUAUAUAUCAGUAAUAAAAAGUUGGGUUCGGAAAUAAAUUUACUUCUGUAUAAAGAGCAUUACUUCUUAAUUAAAAAUCUAAAUCGUUUAUUAAACUCCAAAAAAGGGAUUCAUCAUUAUUGCUCGCGAUGCCUGAUUGGAUUUCAGAGGCGAAAUAGUCUUGUAGAUCAUAAGCGAGUGUGUUGCCAAAAUGCCCCCCAAAAACUAUCCCCGCCUAAAAUAAACACUGUAAAAUUUACUAGCAUUUACAAAAUGUUGUUCCAUCCUUUUAUUUUGUAUGCGGAUUUUGAAUGCAUAACGAAAAAUAUAUCUACUGUUUUACCAAAUACAUCUCAGAGUUUUUCAGCCAACCUAGAGCAUCACGAACCAAUCAGUUUCGCAUUAAUAGCAAUUAAUAUAAAAAAUGAAAUAAUAUAUCACAAAUUCUAUUGCGGAGAAAAUCCAGUACAAAUAUUUUUAAAAACAAUAAAAAAAUUAGCAAAAUCUUUAUUUAAAAGACUAUCAUGCAAUAAACCAAUGAUCGAGGAAAAUAUACCAACGGGAAAGCCUAGCACAUGUUACAUAUGCAAGUUAAAAUUUGAACCGAGUGAUCGCAUUGUCAGAGAUCAUUGCCAUGUUUUAGGCAUAUUUAGAGGUUUCUGUCACAAUUCAUGCAAUUUAAAUUUAAAAAGAAGUAAUUUCAUUCCUGUAGUCAUUCACAACCUUAAGGGGUACGAUUCCCACUUAUUGUUAAAACAUAUGUCUCCAGAAUUCGCGCAUCAGAUUGAUAUAAUUCCGACGAAUAGUCAAAAAUUUACUAGUUUCACCCUCGAUAAUUACAUUAAAUUUAUUGAUUCGUACGCAUUUCUUGAUUCUUCCUUAUCUUCUCUUGUAGAAAUUUUGAAAAUUUCUGAACAUCGGUUUGACAUUUUUGAUUCUUUUUUCCAAAAUAAAACAAAUAGAAACUUACUCAAACAAAAAGGAUUUUUUCCUUAUAGCUAUUUUUCAUCAAAAGAUAUUUUAAAACAAAAGACAUUUCCACCUCACGAAGCCUUUUUUAACAUUUUGACGAAUUCGAACAUAACAAAAAAAGAAUACAAACACGCACUGAGGGUUUACCAAGAAUUUCAUUGUAAAAAUUUUCAAGAUUACCUUGAAUUGUAUCAAAAUACAGAUACAAUUCUUUUAGCUGAAGUAUUUCAAUCGUUUCGACAAACAAGCAUGAUGCACUAUCAUUUGGACCCUGCUCAUUUCCUAACUAUUGCUGAUUUAACGUGGCAUUCUGGUUUAAAAUUCACAGGUCAGGAAUUAAAAUUGUUAUCGAAUGUAGAAGACUAUGUCUUACUUGAGACUCAAAUGAGAGGUGGAAUUUGCUUUCUCGGUCAAAGAUAUGCCCAGGCAAAUAAUCCAUAUCUUUCUUGUUAUAACCCCGAUGAACCUACAAAUUAUAUUGUGAAUUUAGAUGUUAACAAUCUUUACGGACAUUGCAUGUCUGAAUAUCUACCUGUGGGGGAUUUUCGUUGGCUUUCACCUGAAGAAAUAGCUGUUUUUGAUUUAGCAAAUGUAUCUCGAUACUCAGAAACGGGAUAUUUAUUAGAGGUAGAUUUACUAUAUGAUAAAUCAGCUCAUGAUUUCCAUGAUUUUCCCUUAGCAGCAGAACACUUAAAUAUAAAUAAACAAAUGUUAUCAGAUUAUCAAAAAAAAAUAUUGUCUGAAAAAAAUAUUCCAUUCACCGAGUGUAAAAAGUUAACACCAAAUUUUUAUCCAAAGAAACGCUACAUUUUACACUACAGGAACUUAAAAUACUAUUUAAAGCAUGGGAUGUCUUUAAAAAAAAUUUAUCGGAUCUUGGCUUUUUCACAAUCAGACUGGUUGCGAAGCUAUAUAAAUUUUAAUAAUGAAAAACGCCAACAAGCCAAAAGCGAGUUUGAAAAAUCUUUCUUUAAAAAAAUGAAUAAUGCUUUUUUCGGCAAAACAUGCCAAAACGUCAGAAAAAGAAUUAACUUAAAGACUGCUCUUACACCCGCUGAAUGUAGAAAGCAUUUAGCAAGUCCUUUACUUGAAUACUUUGAGAGCAUAAACGAAGACUUCGCUGUCUUUAAGAUGAAAAAAAUUAAUCUAGUUCUCGACAAACCAAUUUAUGUAGGAUUUUGCGUGCUUGAGCUAGCUAAAUUACACAUGUAUACUUUAUAUUACUCUAAGUUCAAAAAAUAUUAUAAAGAAAAUUGCAAACUCUUAUACACAGAUACUGAUUCUCUAUUCAUGCAAAUAUUUACAAAUAAUGUUUACAAAGAUUUUAAAAACGAAUUUUUUGAUAUCAUGGAUCUAAGCAACUAUCCAUCUUCAAGUGAAUUUUUUAAUUCGGAGAACCAAAAUAAGUUAGGGUUUUUAAAAGACGAAACGAAAUCUAAACCUAUUUCAGAAUUUAUCGGUUUACGAUGCAAAAUGUACAGCUACAAAUGUGAAAAUACUGAAACGAAAAAGGCAAAAGGUGUAAAACAGAGUUGUUUAAGAAACAUAACACAUGAACAUUUUAAAACCUCUUUACUUAAUGAAACGAUUCAUCGUCACGAGCAAUAUUCUAUACAGUCAAAAUCACAUAUUCUUUCUACAACCAUAUCAAACAAAAUUUCUUUAUCUCCGUUUUACGAUAAAAUAUUUUUGAAUGAGGAUGGUGUGACCGGAAAAUGCUUUGGUCACUAUUCCUUGCUUGAAGAAUAAUGGUAAUAUAAUUUUCGUUUAUUUUUAUGUUCUUCAAAAAAAAUUUUUUUUUGAAAAACUAUUAAGCAUUCAAUAGCUACCUUCUGUUAAGGGGAAAAUUGUCUCUUAGUUCAAUUUUAUUUCACAUGCUUUGUAAGUGAAUCAAAUGUUUACUCAGAUCGACUGGUUGGACUGAGUUUUUUCAUGGUUUUCUCAGUCUAUAACGCAAAUGCGAACCAAUAUAAGAAGAUCUUCCAUGACAUAUUAUUAAUAAAUACCAAGAACAUUUUAUUUUUAAUGUAAUCAAUUUUUAUACUAUUUUUGCAUGUACAUAUAUAUAUGAUUCAAGUUGUUGUUUUUAUCUUAGUUAAUAUUGUAUUAAUUGUUUGCACUGUUUUUCGAAUGAAAUGGAAAUAAUUUGUAUUCAUAUCCUUUCUUUAUAUACAUUUCUUUCUUAUAUUCACAUGCUUUGUAAGUGAAUCAAAUGUUUACUCAGAUCGACUGGUUGGACUGAGUCUUUUCAUGGUUUUCUCAGUCUAUAACGCAAAUGCGAACCUAUAUAAGAUCUUCCAUGAGAUAUUAUUAAUAAAUUCCAAGAACAUUUUAUUUUUUAAUGUAAUCAAUUUUUAUACUAUUUUUGCAUGUAUAUAUAUAUAUGAUUCAAGUUGUUGUUUUGUCUUACUUAAUAAUGUAUUAAUUGUUUGCACUGCUUUUUCGAAUGAAAUGAAAAUAAUUUGUAUUCAUAUCC
This is a messenger RNA of Argiope bruennichi, 4615 nucleotides long. RefSeq lists its product as uncharacterized. The transcript has 3 exons. NCBI's taxonomy places the organism in Eukaryota, Metazoa, Arthropoda, Arachnida, Araneae, Araneidae. Gene Ontology annotation, molecular function: nucleic acid binding; nucleotide binding. Bases 520 to 3888 code for a protein of 1122 amino acids. The record is from RefSeq and is a predicted model, not a curated record.